AUGUCGAAACCAGUUCUCGUCAUCAUUGGCACCGGAUGGGGCGGCUUCACCCUCACCCAGAAAGUAUCGUUGGAGAAGUACGAUGUGAAGGUCAUCUCGCCAAUUCGGACGAUCCAGUACACCCCGUUACUCGCCAGCGCCGCCUGCGGGCUCUUCAACUUCCGCCUGGCGGAGGAGCCGGUGCGGAGGAAGCACAGGACGGACCAAGACUACUACAAGGCCAUCGCCGAGGACAUCGACUUUGAGAAGCGCAUUGUGCGAUGCAAGACCGACGCGCCGACCGCUAACGAGGAUCCCACCUACUUCGAAGUCCGAUACGACAAGAUCUGCAUUGCGCCGGGAUGCGAGACCCAGGACUUUGGCACGCCGGGCGCCAAGGAGCACGCCCUCUUCUUGAAGACGACCAACGACGCGCGCCUCAUUCAGCAACGGAUCCUUCAGAUGCUGGACAAGGCAUCGCUGCCGACGACGAGCGAGCAAGACCAGCGGGACUACCUCAACAUCCGGAUCGUCGGCGGCGGCGCCAUCGGCAUCGAGGCGGCCGCCGAGCUGUGGGACCUCUGGUUCGAAGACAUGCGCUUCCUGUUCCCGCACCUGGACGGCAAGCUGAACAUCACCAUCCACGACGUCGCGCCCAAGAUCCUCUCGACGUUCGACGCCAGCCUGAGCGAGUAUGCGACGAGCUCGCUGGAGGGGAAGCACGUGAAACUCAUGACGGGGUCCAACAUCCAGAGGGUUGAGGCCGACGCGAUCUUCACCAAAGAGGACGGCCGCCUGCCGUACGGGCUGCUCAUCUGGGCCACCGGGAACAAGGUGAACCCGCUGGUCGACAGGUUAGCAGUGAAGAAACCCGAGAGCGGGCUACCCCGUAUCCUCACCGACAAGUACCUCCGGGUCCUGCGCCCGGACGGGAGCCCAAUGGACGGCGUCUACGCACUGGGGGACGCCGCCGACAUCGAGGGGGAAUCCCUGCCGACGCUGGCGGAGGUUGCGCUGCAGAAGGGCGAGUACCUCACCGUCGUCCUGAACUCGAACGGCGAGCCUGCACCGUUCAACUACAAGCAGCGGGCCCUGCUGGCGUACCUGGGCCGUCGCGAUGGCAUCAUCGGCGGCCGCAAAGAGUGGACCGGCGUAAGCGCCUGGCUGGCCUGGCGGUCGGGGAGCUUGGGGUGGACGAGGAGUUGGAGGCGGAAGAUUAUGAUAUCGAUCAGCUGGAUCUUCAUCUGGAUUGCCGGGAGAGACAUUGCGAGGCCCUAG
Molecule: messenger RNA, 1257 nt
Organism: Colletotrichum higginsianum IMI 349063
Lineage: Eukaryota; Fungi; Ascomycota; Sordariomycetes; Glomerellales; Glomerellaceae
Product: Pyridine nucleotide-disulfide
Exons: 1
Coding region: 1-1257 (418 amino acids)
Molecular function (GO): NADH dehydrogenase activity
Source: RefSeq, a predicted model, not a curated record